Puntigrus tetrazona (Sumatra barb) is the source of this 1775-nucleotide messenger RNA. RefSeq names its product HMG domain-containing protein 4-like. The transcript is spliced from 12 exons. NCBI's taxonomy places the organism in Eukaryota, Metazoa, Chordata, Actinopteri, Cypriniformes, Cyprinidae. The record is from RefSeq and is a predicted model, not a curated record. The coding region runs from base 153 to 1526 and encodes 457 amino acids.
AGGAUUAUUAAAUCAUUUUCACGGCGGCGCCCGUUCCGCCUGUCCGCUGGAGGCGCUCGAGUGCGCGGUGACGUCACACGCUCCAGCAGUCGCCCGAGAAACUGACCGCGCAGCGCAGAGCCAAGAUGGCGGCAGCCAACGCUUGAUACUCGAUGAAGAUGGAGGGAGAGGUAAGUCUGGUCGCCGGCCGCAGUCAGAGAGAAAAGAGAAGAUCCUACAAAGAUCUUCUGAGAGAAGAAGAGAUCAUCGAUGCAGAGGUGCGCAAGACCUCCAAGAAAUGGCUCAAGGACACUGAUGGCUUUUACAGCAGCGGAGAGCUCCAGAAGAAGAAACACUAUGAGGAUCAUCUCCACAGAGAUCAUCACAGCAGCUCCGGCUCUCAUCACAAGAAGAAGAAGCGGCCAGUGCUGGCUCUGCCGGACCCGUCCGUGACGGCCAUGGGUCUCCUGCAGGCCAUCACCUCUCCCACGGCCCAGGACGCGUCCAGGAAGCAGCCGCCGCUGGUGCGUGAGGGACUGCCGGUGGUGGGCGAGGAGGUGGAGCUGGAAGGUCAAUACGGCGGGUGUCACGAGGCGGCUGACAGCAGCGGCUCAUCCACCGGAGACGACAGUGAGAGCGGGAAACUCACCAUCCACGAAUCCUCUUCACACAGCAGCAGGAAGAAGAAGAAGAGCAAGAAGAGCAAGAAAAAGAAGGAGCGAGAACAUUCACGAGAGAAGAAACACAGCAGUAAAUCAGCCAAGAGAACGACGGCAGCCAAUGGCAGCACAGAAUGGAGCGCUCACUCCACAGGCCAUCACAGCCGCGAGGAGAAGAGGAGGAAGAGAGAGGAUGGAGGCAAGCGCAAGAGCAAAGACAAGAAGAAGAAGGUCUUGACGGCGUACCAGAUCUUUUAUAAAGAGUACAGAAGCAGCAUCCUGGAGGAAGAGCCAGGCCUCGAUUUUGGGGAUUUGAGCAAAAGACUGGCUGAUGCCUGGAAGCAGCUACCGGAGGGAGACAAAGAGGUGUGGCGGGAGAGGUCCGAGUACCUGCAGAGGAAGCAGAUGAAGUCUGAGAGCUCUAAACACGUCAAGCACGUCAAACAGCAGCACACGUCCCGAGCGCUCAAGGACGGCGGCAGGGUCAAAGGGCAUCACUCGGGCGUGACUCAUGCAGGAGGCGCUGUGGUGCUGAAGAGACAGGAAGCAGGCGUCGCUCCGGCCCAGAACGGCUCGGCUCCGAGGGCCCCUCACACGGCCCCGCUCUCCACACUGUCCCCGCUCAGAGACCCAGACGUGGACCCCAUCGACGCCGCCGCUCACCUGCAGCUGCUGGGAGAGUCUCUGAGUCUGAUCGGACGCAGACUGCAGGAGACAGAGGGGAUGGUGACGGUGUCUGGUUCUCUGUCGGUUCUGCUGGACUCGGUCCUGUGUGCUCUGGGUCCUCUGGCCUGUCUCACCGCUCAGGUCCCAGAACUCAACGGCUGCCCGCAUCACGUGCUGUCAAACACUCUGGACAACAUCGCGUACGUGAUGCCUGGUUUGUGAAGGACUCUGCUGAUGUCCAGAUGGUGCUGCGAGCGUCUCUUCAGCGUCUCUCGAUCAAACAUCCACUAAAGACUUUACCACUUGCGCAGUUUUGCACUGGAAGAACUCACACACACACACACACACACACACACACACACAACUUUUAAUCUGCUUCUUAAACCUGCGCUCCAUUUUUAUCUGCUCUAAUGUUGAUUUUGUAUUUCUGUUGUUUUUCCUCAAUAAAAUCCAUUUUAGUAUGUUCUUUUA